AGUUGCGGCGGAGCUGGGACUGGAGACCCGCGGCCCCGGCGCAGCGAUGGGGAAGGUCUGAGCUCCAGCCUCUCCCCCUGCCCGAGAGCAGCCGAGGCUGGAUACAUUUUUUAAAAGCCAAACUGCAAACAACUCUGGCGAUGCCAAAAUUCCCCUCCAAGUGACACGGCUUUGCGAAGGAGGUUUCCUCAGCCUGGGCUCUCUUACUCGCUCUGCUUCCUCAGCGACGAUUAAAGGCUUUGCUCUGGCAACAGGAAUUUAGAAAAAAAAAAAAAAAAAAAACUGCGCUAAACUCUAUCGUGACCUCAAACUCUUCGGACUGGUUUAAAAAAUAUAUUGAAAGAGGAACCAUCCUAAAAGAGAUUCAGCAUUGGAGGAGAUGGAAGUUUUCCCCUUGCUCUUGGUUUUGUCCGUCUGGUGGUCUCGAACCUGGGACUUGGCGAAUGCGGAUUCAAUCAUUCAUAUCGGAGCAAUUUUUGAUGAAUCUGCCAAAAAGGAUGAUGAGGUGUUUCGCACGGCAGUUGGUGACCUCAACCAGAAUGAGGAGAUUUUACAGACUGAGAAAAUCACAUUUUCGGUGACAUUUGUUGAUGGAAGCAACCCUUUUCAAGCAGUUCAAGAAGCCUGUGAACUUAUGAAUCAAGGCAUCUUGGCCCUGGUCAGCUCCAUUGGCUGCACGUCAGCAGGGUCUCUCCAGUCUCUGGCAGAUGCCAUGCAUAUCCCCCACCUCUUCAUACAGCGCUCAACAGCUGGGACCCCAAGGAGUGGCUGUGGACUCACACGGAGCAACAGGAAUGAUGACUACACUCUCUCUGUGCGCCCACCUGUCUACUUAAAUGAGGUUAUCCUGAGAGUGGUCACAGAAUACGCCUGGCAGAAAUUCAUUAUAUUCUAUGAUAGUGAAUAUGAUAUCCGUGGAAUACAGGAGUUUUUGGACAAGGUGUCUCAGCAGGGAAUGGAUGUUGCAUUGCAGAAGGUAGAAAACAACAUCAAUAAAAUGAUCACCACUCUUUUUGACACCUUGAGAAUAGAGGAAUUGAAUCGCUAUCGAGACACUCUUAGGCGAGCCAUCCUUGUUAUGAAUCCUGCUACAGCCAAAUCUUUCAUUACUGAGGUUGUGGAGACUAAUUUGGUUGCUUUUGACUGUCACUGGAUCAUUAUAAAUGAGGAAAUAAAUGAUAUGGAUGUUCAGGAACUUGUAAGAAGGUCAAUUGGAAGGUUAACAAUCAUCCGGCAGACAUUUCCAGUCCCCCAGAACAUAAGUCAGCGAUGUUUCCGUGGCAACCAUCGAAUAUCUUCAACAUUGUGUGAUCCAAAGGAUCCAUUUGCUCAGAAUAUGGAGAUUUCAAACCUUUACAUAUAUGACACUGUGCUUUUGCUUGCUAAUGCUUUUCAUAAGAAACUGGAGGACCGAAAGUGGCACAGCAUGGCCAGUUUGUCUUGUAUCAGAAAGAACUCCAAGCCCUGGCAGGGAGGGCGUUCCAUGCUGGAGACCAUCAAGAAGGGUGGAGUCAGUGGGUUGACUGGAGAACUAGAAUUUGGAGAGAAUGGAGGAAAUCCCAAUGUUCACUUUGAAAUUCUUGGAACCAACUAUGGAGAAGAGCUUGGCCGAGGUGUUCGCAAGCUUGGGUGCUGGAAUCCUGUCACAGGGCUGAACGGGUCACUGACUGACAAGAAACUAGAGAAUAACAUGCGUGGAGUGGUUCUACGUGUGGUGACUGUUCUGGAAGAACCUUUUGUAAUGGUCUCUGAAAAUGUCUUGGGUAAGCCGAAGAAAUACCAAGGCUUCUCCAUUGAUGUUUUGGAUGCCUUAUCUAACUACCUGGGUUUUAACUAUGAAAUUUAUGUUGCACCGGAUCACAAGUACGGAAGCCCACAAGAAGAUGGGACGUGGAAUGGCUUGGUAGGAGAACUAGUCUUUAAGAGAGCCGACAUAGGGAUUUCUGCAUUAACCAUCACACCAGAUCGUGAGAAUGUGGUGGACUUUACAACACGCUAUAUGGACUACUCAGUGGGAGUGCUACUUCGAAGGGCUGAAAAGACAGUGGAUAUGUUUGCUUGUCUCGCACCAUUUGAUCUCUCUCUAUGGGCUUGCAUUGCUGGCACUGUUCUUCUGGUGGGUCUUCUGGUCUACCUCCUGAAUUGGCUUAAUCCCCCACGAUUACAAAUGGGAUCAAUGACUUCUACUACUCUCUACAACUCCAUGUGGUUUGUGUAUGGAUCCUUUGUACAGCAAGGUGGAGAGGUCCCAUACACGACUCUGGCUACUCGAAUGAUGAUGGGGGCUUGGUGGCUAUUUGCAUUGAUUGUCAUCUCAUCUUACACAGCAAAUCUUGCUGCUUUCCUCACUAUUACCCGCAUCGAAAGCUCCAUCCAAUCGCUCCAGGACCUUUCCAAGCAAACAGACAUCCCUUACGGCACAGUACUGGACUCUGCAGUAUAUGAGCAUGUCCGAAUGAAGGGAAUGAAUCCUUUUGAAAGGGACAGCAUGUAUUCCCAAAUGUGGCGGAUGAUCAACAGAAGCAAUGGAUCAGAGAAUAACGUUCUGGAAUCCCAAGCAGGCAUUCAAAAGGUAAAAUAUGGAAAUUAUGCCUUUGUGUGGGAUGCAGCCGUAUUGGAAUAUGUGGCUAUCAAUGACCCAGAUUGUUCAUUUUACACCAUCGGGAAUACGGUUGCUGAUCGGGGAUAUGGAAUCGCACUGCAACAUGGCAGUCCUUACAGGGAUGUUUUUUCACAAAGGAUCCUGGAGCUUCAGCAGAAUGGUGACAUGGACAUCCUGAAGCACAAAUGGUGGCCCAAGAACGGCCAGUGUGACCUGUACUCCUCAGUGGACACAAAGCAGAAAGGAGGUGCCCUAGACAUAAAGAGCUUUGCAGGAGUCUUUUGCAUCCUGGCGGCUGGAAUUGUCCUCUCCUGCUUUAUAGCCAUGCUGGAGACCUGGUGGAACAGGAGGAAAGGCUCCCGGGUCCCAUCGAAAGAGGAUGACAAGGAAAUUGACCUGGAGCACCUCCAUAGACGUGUAAAUAGCUUGUGCACAGAUGACGACAGCCCCCAUAAACAGUUUUCCACCUCGUCAAUUGACUUGACCCCUCUGGACAUUGACACUUUGCCAACACGACAAGCACUGGAGCAAAUCAGUGAUUUCAGGAACACUCAUAUCACCACAACAACCUUUAUCCCAGAGCAGAUCCAGACUCUUAGCCGCACAUUAUCAGCUAAAGCUGCCUCCGGUUUCGCUUUUGGCAACGUGCCUGAGCACCGAACUGGCCCUUUUAGGCACAGGGCACCUAAUGGGGGCUUUUUCAGGAGUCCUAUAAAAACAAUGUCAUCUAUUCCUUAUCAACCAACUCCUACCCUGGGGCUCAAUCUGGGUAAUGAUCCAGACCGAGGCACCUCCAUUUGAGCAUCCAACAAAAUCUCUUCACUGUUUCUUUCGUAGGACUCCCUUUGCAAGGAGCAACUGUAAUAUUGUGGGACUAACAUGGAUGUAACAUUAAAAAAAAAAAAUCAGGAUUAUUAGUAACAAUUAUAGUUCUUUCUCUCCACCUUCUCCGUCUUCUCUCUCUUCUAUUUCUUUCUCUUUUUCCCCUCUCUUUCUGUACAUUUCCCUCCACUUUUUUUCAUUACUCAACUUGUUUCCCCAGAAUAUAGUAUACUAGGAUCCUAUUAGUCCGCUUUUCAUAUACUGUACUUCAAGUAUAGGAAAUGUGCACUGAGUAUACUAAAAGUAUAUGCAGGAUUAAUUUUACAUAAAGGCCUCUUACAUAACAUUUCUCUAUUUUUAAAAAUAUAAUUGCAAUAACUUCCGUCUUUUUACAUUCUUCUGCUGCAUCCAUACAACGCUCCACUGCUGUUGAGUGUCCUUUAACUGUGGACCAAAGGCAACCCCUGCAGUGUUUAUAAAAUAAUUUCAAGACCAUUCAGGCCACAUAAUAUGAGAAUGCAAUUUUGUAGGAUUACAAAAAAGCCAUUAAUAUGCCAGUCAAGACUACAGUUAAAACUACUCUCGCACUGCAACAGUGCAUAUGACCUUUAUGUGAUUGUACAGUAUUAAAAGUUUUUCUUAUGUACAGUAAACUUUAUCAUAUGGCAGAAGCCUCUGUUGUGUUAAAUAAAUUAGUAUCUCAUCUAUAUAUACAUAUAUAUGCACCUAUAUAAUGUGUAUAUAUAUCAAAGGGCGGCCAUUGCUAUUGCAAUUCAUUUAAUAAAGCUUUAGUUUAAAAAAAAAAAACAAAGCAUUGUAUACAAGAACUAUGUAUAGGGCAGGGGGUCUUUUCAGUUAGAAAAGGCAGGUUGCUUUAAUGUUCUUCUGACUCGCAUUGUUUGC
Messenger RNA from Ailuropoda melanoleuca (giant panda), 4327 nucleotides. It is a transcript of the gene GRID2, whose product is annotated as glutamate ionotropic receptor delta type subunit 2. Lineage: Eukaryota; Metazoa; Chordata; Mammalia; Carnivora; Ursidae. Bases 380 to 3403 code for a protein of 1007 amino acids. The record is from RefSeq and is a predicted model, not a curated record. Gene Ontology annotation, cellular component: membrane. Gene Ontology annotation, biological process: monoatomic ion transport. The transcript is spliced from 16 exons. Gene Ontology annotation, molecular function: ligand-gated monoatomic ion channel activity; signaling receptor activity.